This is a messenger RNA of Parus major (Great Tit), 3535 nucleotides long. RefSeq names its product sec1 family domain containing 2 (gene SCFD2). The record is from RefSeq and is a predicted model, not a curated record. Bases 21 to 1955 code for a protein of 644 amino acids. Gene Ontology annotation, biological process: vesicle-mediated transport; intracellular protein transport. The transcript has 9 exons. NCBI's taxonomy places the organism in Eukaryota, Metazoa, Chordata, Aves, Passeriformes, Paridae.
GUGUUGUGGCUGUCACCGCCAUGGCGGGGCCGGAGGUGCUGCGGCAGCUGAGCCGCCGAGCCUGGGAGCCCGCGCUGGCCCGGGCUCGCCGUGCCGCCGUGCUCAUGGACGCGCCCUCCGCCGAGGCUCUGCACUGGGUCGGCGGGGCGGGCGAACUGCUGGCGGCCGGGGCGCUGGCUGUCAGCGCGCUGUCCGCCGAGGCGGCGGUGCCGGCGGGGGCGGCCUGCGUCGUGUUCGUUCUGAGCAGGACGCUGCGGGGCGGCGCGGCGGCCGCGGUGCGCGGCGUGCUGGAGCAGGGCACCGUGCGGCACUACGUGCUGGUGUGCGGCGGCGAGGCGGAGGGCGGCGGGGCGGCCGAACUGGAGGAGACCUUGCGGCGGUGGACGGGCGAGGGCGGCCGCGUCGAGGUGGUGCUGCGGGACCCGCCGCUCCUGGCACCCGUCUCGGCGGAGCUCUGCCUGCUGCCCGCCCUGGCAGCGCUCCUCCCGCCGCUGCCCGGCCCCGGCGGCCCCGGCCCCGCAGAGGUCGGGCUGGGUGCGCUGCCCGCCGAGCUGCGGGCGGCGGUGCGGGCCCUGGUAGGUGACCUCGACUCUCUCUUCACCGGCCUGGGCCUGCGGGAGGAGAGCUUUGCUGUGGGAGCCCUUAGCAGAGUCAUCGCCGCUGAGCUGGCAAGCUACACUCCAGCCAGAAACAGGAGAAGGACAGCCACCAACAAGGCCUCUGUCAUCUUCGUGGACAGGACGUUGGACCUCGCUGGAGCAGUUGGCCAUCAUGGUGACAAUCUUGCAGAGAAGAUUCUUUCUGUGCUUCCUAAACUUCCUGGCCACAAGACCGAUGUGAUGGUUAACAUGGUGGAACUAACAGCACUGCAGACUACAGAUGAAACUUGCAGUAUUAUAGCACCUGGCUGCUUAGCACAACCAAAUGAUCCAGCUGCUAAAGCUCUCUGGGAGUCCUUCAUGAACCUCAAACAAAAGGAAGCUGUGAUGGAGGCCAGGAGACACCUUGUGGAGGCUGCAAGCAGAGAAAAUUUACCUAUUAAGAUGAGCAUGGGCAGAGUCACCCCAGAACAGCUCAGCUCAUACAUUCAGCUUUUCAGAAACAAUCUCAAAGCUUUGGAGAACCACUGUGGUCUUCUGCAGCUUGUGCUGGCCACAGUCCAGACUUUGAAACACCCCCAGACUUCCAAAUGGGACAAUUUCCUUGCCUUUGAGAGAUUACUUCUGCAGACUAUUGGUGAGUCAGAAAUGCCCAGUGUUCUGAACCAGUUAUUGCCAAUGAUCAAGUCUUACAAUGAAAGGACAAAAGAUGAUUAUGCCUGUGAGGACUUUCUUGUUUUGCUGAUAUACAUAUAUUCAGUGGUUGGGGAAAUCAAAUGUGGAAAAGAGCUGGACACAGCUGAAGAAGAGGUGAAAAAAGCCCUCGUCAAGGCAAUUUGUGAUGAGCCAGAGCCAUCUGCUUUGUUGCAGAAAAUUACAGGCUGUGACUCAUCACUGAACCUGACAUCUCAGAAAGCCACAGAUGCAAUGGACGGAAUCUUUCGGUCCCUCAGGGAUAUUGCCAGAGUCCGAAUGCACAUGAAACAGUUUAAUUCCAUACAUAAUCCAGGCAGCAACACCCACCAGGCUUCUUACAAACCUCUGCUGAAACAGGUAGUGGAAGAGAUCUGUAAUCCUGAUCGGUCCGAUCCUGUUGAUAUAGAACAUAUUUCAUCAGGCCUCACUGAUCUCCUUAAAACUGGCUUCAGCAUGUUUAUGAAGGUGAAUCGCCCUCACCCUGGUGAUCAUCCUCUUCUGAUCAUCUUUAUGGUUGGAGGAGUGUCAGUCUCUGAGGUCAAAAUGGUGAAGGAUUUGGUAACAACACGCAAACCUGGUACCCAGGUGAUUGUGCUCUCAUCUGUACUCCUGACACCACACAGUGCUGUUGAUUUGUUGUUUGCCCCAGACCGUCUCUAGCCUGAUGCUCAUAUCUAAAGGGGGAGGCUGUGGAGAAGAUUGUGUGCCUGGCCUGGAAACAUCAACUCCCUGCUCUGUCACUCUUCUCAGCAGCCCUCCAAAAACUGAUGUGUCAACUGCUGCAAUUACAGCUCCAGGUGAAACAGCUGGGUAUCUACCUGCAAGGGAACAUCUGUAGUUCAUGGGCAGCUCUUCAAAAUGGUCCAGUUGCCCCCCUCCUUGAUGAUAGCACUGUGCAGUGCUGAAUCACUCCCAGCCUCACUCAGCAUGCUGAGGGCAAUUGUUUGAAAAAAUUCCCUAGAAAAGGAGCAGCUAAGAACCAGGUGAUGCAAAAUUUGCACUCCCAAGUGUUUUUCCUGAUGGUUCUGCUGGGCUUGCAGCUGGUGGGAAAUGCUGCUGAGAGAGUGAGAGGCUAGCAAAAUCCACUGUCUGUCAUGCUACCUUGCAAAACGUGUGCCUUAUACAAUGUUAACAGCCUCUGCUCUUACUUUGUUCCUCACUCCAGAGAGAUCAUGGAACACAGCUCUGAUUUAGCUGGCACAGCAGCUCCCAGCUCGUUGAUGCUCUUUUCAGGAGGACUAUUAGAGGCAGGGAAGCAGAGAGAGCUACUCAAGGGCUGGGUUACAUUGCUGCUUCUCUCUCAGCUUUCCAUUUCCUGCUCUACUUUUUCCACCCACAGUCCCAGAAGAAAAGACAGUUUCUGAUGGCACACACUCUGUAGAUUUACACAGGAGGCCAUAUGGCCUGUGAUGGUUUGAUGAUAACCCCAAAAGAAUCCUCCCCUCACAUGCAUAUUAAAAAAAAAUAACAAAAUAAGGGCAUGAUCCCAUUUUCAAGAGGCCACAGUAGAUUCUUUCUCGAGCUAGAUUUCUCAGCAGCAUGAUUGGAAAACAGCUUUUAUUUUUAAUUUAUAAUCAUGAAAGAGCUUCAAUCAAAUUCAGUUACACAAAUUUCUUUAUAAAACUUUGCUACAAUCUGUGAUGAAAGAGCAGCAGCUAAUAGAGAUUUUAAUUGCAUAUAUCACCCAGAUUUUUGAAUUGCAACAUAAAAUGGUGGAGCUCUAAAGCUGCAUCCUCUUGCUUCAUCCUAGUAAUGCUACAACUCCAGCUUACACUGAGAUGAGAAUGUCAAAUCAAGUGACAUCCACUCUAUCAUAGCAUUCUUUAUUAUGCCAAAGGAGUAGAUUAAAUGGGAAGCAGUUUUUUAAAUUUUGUUCACUAGCUAGCAUUAGCUCUCCUAAAUGUUUAUAAUGGUCUUCAGAAAAGGGUGCAUUUUGGUUUAAAUUCAGUUUUGAGUUGCUGGAAGGAAACAAUGGACUGAUUAUAAAGCAUGGACAAUGUCGCCUCUAUGGAAGAGAAAUUUAUAAGAAUGACUAUAGAAUGGAACUUUGUGCUAUAAAAAAUGAGAAAUGCUAUGAGAUUGCAAUAUUAAAAGCUCAAGGAGUAGUUUGAAUAGAGCAACUGGAAAGCAAGUAGCUGAUCUCUUGGUUUUUCUGUCAUUCCGUACAGUUCAAUCUUUCUUAGAAUAUGGUUGUUUCAUAAAUUCUGUAAUCAAUAAAGCAAUGCUCUCCCAAUGCCAAA